Molecule: messenger RNA, 3800 nt
Organism: Triplophysa dalaica
Lineage: Eukaryota; Metazoa; Chordata; Actinopteri; Cypriniformes; Nemacheilidae
Exons: 6
Coding region: 149-3547 (1132 amino acids)
Biological process (GO): protein ubiquitination; Notch signaling pathway
Molecular function (GO): RNA binding
Source: RefSeq, a predicted model, not a curated record
CACACUUCUUACUUUCACUUUUAUUUCAAUGUCGAAGCGAGACAGGCACUGAAAUAUCUCUUUGGGAAAUGAAAAACAGCUUCAUCUGAAAAGCGACACAACAGCGAAGUGUUGAUAUUACGACGCAUGGGUGAGGUAUAGGUGCAGGAUGGCAGAGGAAGGCCGUGCAGUGUACGUUCACGGUUUGCCGACAGACGUAGAUCACGAACGGCUCCGGGACAAACUCCUGAUUCACUUUCUACGCGCGAGGAACGGAGGAGGAGAGGUCACGUCGGUUUCUUUCAUCAGUGGAUCGCCAACGUGCGCCAUCAUCACCUUUGAGGAGAGCAGAGUGGUCCAGAGUGCACUUCGUCAUCAUCCUCACAUUAUAGAGCUAGAUGGCAGAAAGUAUGAACUCUCCUUGAGCUUUCCAAUUCACACGCCCUUGAGCCUGAAUAAGGUGGUCCUCGAUAUGGCUGUGAGCAUAGAUUGCAGUCAGCUUAAACAGGGUGCAGAGACACUAAACACACUGCGCAGUAAAUUUCCAGGCCUAUAUAUGAAACCUGGCCUAAUACAGCAGACGUGCACCUUGCAAGGCACAUAUUCUGUGGUUCAGGAUGCCUUGUCUUAUAUGCAGAAGUACUUUAGUCUCACACAAAAUCUUGCAAAGACCAAAUAUCCUGAUGCUAGUGAAAAUAGCGGCCAUACUCCAGAGAAAAGGGAGGACCUUGGGAGUCAAGAUCAACAGAGAGGGACCAGUUCUGCACACCAGUCAUCGGCAUUUUACUUGAGAAAACAUGACAUUGAAUCUACUCUGGGAUUAGGAAAAGAGGGGUAUGGACUGAAAAAUAAACCUGAAAAAGCCAAAGUGGAGGAGGGGGCAGAGUGCAGAAUAAAUGAAACCGAUUGUCAAGAUCUUUCACUCAUCAUGGAAGCUGAUGUGUUUGCAUAUUUGCAGAACAACAAAGAGUACAGGCAUUUAUUGCAAAAUCAUGGCGCGCAAGUGGUUCACGUGACAUCUGACGGGGUCACAACCCUGUACCUCCAAUCAGAGGUAGCAACAGGGUCACGGGAUACAAAGAAAAUGCAGCAAGCUCACAAAGAGCUGAGGCAGCUUUACCAACAGCAAGAGAAUUGCCUGAGGAAGGACCAGCUUCAGAGACGCUUCCUCUUCUUGCCAAAUGGUCUGACUGCAGAGUUAAAAAACGUGCAGUCAGUACUCCCUAAUGUUCUCCUUAGUUAUGACCAAGACAACGUUUAUAUAGUGGGGGAGAAAAGUGAGGUAUCUCAGGCCAAACAAAUUCUACUGAUUGGGACAGGUGAGGGAAUGAUUGGGAGCAUGACAGAAUUACCAGCAUCCUCUUCCAGUUCUGCAUCCCCAUCACCGGAACCCUUUGAAAAAGAACUACUAACAAAAAAGAAAAACGAAGCGCAAACUCAAAUGACCCCUAAACUGAUUGGCUCAAACACAGAACGAAAAGGAGAGGGCGGAAAAGAAUACAAACUAGCGGCUCGGUUUAAGAACUCUGGGUUUGGAGGUAGGGGCCUUUGUGCUAAAGAGGAGAUGGGUGGAGAUCUGAAGAGUAUCACAAACAAAAUGGAAAUGCUAGGGUUAACCCCGAACUCUCAGUUAACACCACACAUUAGGCCUUCCCUUAGUACUGGAGGCAUUAUCAGUCAUGAAGUGACCGCUGAGGGAACUCCAACAUUCAGGAUGACAGGGCUAAACUGUACAGGGGAGGAUGUCCUAUUUAAAAACCAAGACAGGCUAUCUUUGAAUACAUUAGGGAGCAACACAUUCACUGGAAAAUCAACUUCUUACCCUGCAUACACUUCUGCAAUGGCAACAGGAAUCAAUGCCACGUUGAACCCAAGUGUGAAUGCUCUUUUGGAUAGUAAUACAGAAUUGAAGUCCGCUGCCCCCUUCGCAACAUCAGCGCCAACUUACACAUCUGCUUUAAGGAGGACUAAUAGUUUUUCUGGUCAGCUUUGCCUAAAAGAGCAAGUGCAAAAGAACCAUAUCCCUACUGGGUCAUUGACUGACACACGUGCACAUCAAAGAGCAAGAUCCAAUAGCCUUAGUGGUGGUAAAGUCAGUACAGGUUUACCUGUUCCUACAGUGGAAGCCGAAUUUACAGUGUCUUCAGUAAUGUGGAACUACAUAAAAGAAGCUUACCACAACCAAGUGGACAGCAUAAAAUCUGACUUGCAGAUGUCCGAGAAACAAGUAGGCAAAACAGAGCUGAGCGUGGUACUGAAGAGCACAGAGUCCUCUAAGGUUGAGGAAAGUCAUCGUCAGUUUCAGAAUUUAGUGGCUAUGGUAGCCAGUGACUUCACUGUUUGGGAUUUGCGUUUGGCUGAGCUUGGCCUGGUUGAAAAAGAUGAUAUCUUUGAGGCCUGCUGCAUGGACGUGCAGUCGCGUUUUCGUAAAGUCAUCUUGCACACAUUGAUGGACAGAAUUUUCAUGCUUGGGCCAAAAUUGCUUUGCUCUCAAGUCAGUGAUAUAUUUAGGGAGGUAUUUCCUGUGAAGGAGUUUAAUUCAUUUGACCCAAUGGUGCACCUGCAAGAGGGUGUUGCUCAGGUAACAACCAAGGCAUCUUUAAGCACUCUAGACCAAAUAAGCAGGCGGGUACCAAAAGUUGACCACUUUAAGUCUGAACAAAAUGAAAUGAUUCCAUCUAACAGCGGUCAAACCAAAUGCAAGAGUCAGUCAACGAAACAGAAAUCAAGUACAUUCGAAAGUUCAGAAAAACUUAAGUCAAAGAAAGAUGAAUUAAGCAAGACAAGCUUACCCAGUCAAUCAAAUGAUGUCAGAAAAGACCAAACGGGACUAAGAAGUGAUGAGCAAAGUUCUUUUGCUCCCAGAGCACACAAAAAAGAAGAUAUCUCAUUGACGUUGAAACAGACCAACCUGCUUUCCCAUAAACUUUUAGACCAUUGUGUGUGUGGAGCAAGUGGCCCUGACGUGAAACGGACCAGCUGUGGUGUCAUCCUAUGCAGUGUCUGCCUCACAAAGCAUUCACAAUGCAGAGUUUGUGGACUGGAAGAGUUACAUUCUAAGAAGAAGGUUCUGGAGAAUCCGUUACAAGGCUCAAAGGAUGUACGACAGAAUCAGACGCAGGAGCAUCAAGAAGAGCAGCAUUCAGGAAAAGAGGCCCGAAAAGAUCAUAAGGGCAUCCGUGGCACUGUGAGAUUUUCCGAGAUGUCUUUGAGCAUUCCUGGUUUUGAUCGAUACACAACAGCCAAGAUCACAUAUUACAUACCUGAUGGCAUACAGGGGGAUACCGAUCCAUGUCCCGGGUCAUCAUUCCAGGGUGGUCGGUUUGAAGCAUACCUGCCACUCAGCCCAAAAGGAAAGGCUUUAAUGCACUGCCUUGAAAAGGCUUUUCAUAAAGGGCUAACUUUUGCUGUAAGUCGAGGCAAGAAUGAAGGUGAAGGUGGAAAAGUGACCUGGGGAAAGAUUCCUCACAAGACAAAGAUGGACGGAGGAAAGAGUCUGAAUGGAUAUCCUGACUCAUCAUACCUUAACCACUUAGCAGAGAUACUGGAGGCUCAUGGGAUUGAAUGAGUACCUGCGAUUUGUCAAGAUCAAGUCAAAUCUUAAUGGUGAUAUGACUACCACAAGUCUUCAUCCUGACCACACAUCAUUUGCAAAUAGUAUUUUAUAUAUCGAUUACCUGUGAUUUAUAUUGUAAUGAAUGUGGAAUGAUACUCUUAAAUAUAGUUUAAUUAAUAGGUAAGCCUACAGUAUAAAUAACGUUCAACCUCUGUAAAUUCUGCAUCGAUUGAAUGUCUCUUUGAAUACAAAAUCUUAUUUUAUA